Paraphaeosphaeria sporulosa is the source of this 861-nucleotide messenger RNA. RefSeq lists its product as uncharacterized. The transcript has 2 exons. The record is from RefSeq and is a predicted model, not a curated record. NCBI's taxonomy places the organism in Eukaryota, Fungi, Ascomycota, Dothideomycetes, Pleosporales, Didymosphaeriaceae. The coding region runs from base 1 to 861 and encodes 286 amino acids.
AUGCAGCUCCCUACCCUCACCCUCCUCACCCUCUCCACCUUGGCGACUUUAUCUACUUCCACCCCCGUAGACAACGGAAUCCCUAUCUCGAACGUACUCACCGCCCUCGGCGCCGCCAAACCCGUCACACCCUCAACCGUCGCCAAACCAGUCACACCCUCAGCCGUUGCCAAACCCGUCACACCUUCUGCCGCUCCAAAGCCUGCCACACUCCCUGCCACUACUAAGCCUUCCACUCUGCCUGCAGUCGGCGCCGCCGGCCCGCACAUCAGCUCAUUAGACGACAUCGCCCUUCUCGGCGCCACAGGCAGCGUGGCCUCGACCCCUGCCAUCCUCACCUACCUGCGCUCCACCACCACCGAGGUCAAGAAACAUACGCUGAACAUCAACAACACGCUCGCCUCCUACAACCGGCUCGACCUCAACUUCCUGACGAAGCGGGCUAGCAGCAUCAUCCAAAUCAGGUCCGAGGUGACGGUGAUUUGCUACAGCCUUACGCAGCUGAACACGGCGAGUAUUGGACGGUGGACGGACAGUAUUGGGGAUUUGGCGAGCGUGAGGGCGCAGUUGCUGGCGGCAGUGCAGGAGUUGGUGUGGGAGAUUGUGUUUACGCUUAGGGGCGCGUUGACAAUCUGGGAACUCCUCGGCUCGCAGGUCCUCGUGCUGCUGGUCACGUUCGGACAGCUCUUCUGCAUCCUGAACGUCUGGAUCGAUGGGUUCUUGAAACUUGCGUUGGGUCUGUUGAAUGCGCAGAUUGGCAUUCUGACGAGCGUAUUCGCGGGUGUGUUGUCGUAUGUGGUGGAUGUUGCGGGUGGGCUCUUCACCCAGGUGACGAAGCUUUUGACGUGUCUGCUUUCUUAA